Molecule: messenger RNA, 1251 nt
Organism: Chrysochloris asiatica (Cape golden mole)
Lineage: Eukaryota; Metazoa; Chordata; Mammalia; Afrosoricida; Chrysochloridae
Product: leucine-rich repeat-containing protein 37B-like
Exons: 2
Coding region: 1-1251 (416 amino acids)
Source: RefSeq, a predicted model, not a curated record
AUGACCCGGCAGUGCGUCUGGUCCCUGCGGCUCCUACUCGUGCUGCAACCCCUUUGGCUGCUGGUCCUGGCUGCCCCGCUUCCAGAGUGGGCCCGGGACCUGACUAAACCCUGGUCUUCGCCCUCCCCUGAUCACUUACCGGAAUCGCCCCACAAGCUUAUAUCCUUGCCUGAGCCAGAGGGCUCUGACUACAUGGAUCCUCCCGCUCCAGCCCAGAUGCUGGCCCCGCCUCAGGAAUUAACUGAGACUUUGGACAUGGAUUCAGCUACAGACCAGUUUGCUGGCACACAUCAGGAUCUUAAUGACCACCUAACUCCACAUCAGAAGCUUCCAGAGGUGGGACCUGUGCUAGACUGGGAGCAGAAUCAGGCCUUAGCUCUGCCUCCUCAACUCAAAAGUAAGAUUGAACCUCCAGGUAUGAGUCAGGCUGAAGGUCACCAGUCAUUUGAAAUACUUGUACCACCUCUAGAUAGUCAUAGUUCAAGAGCAACUAAGUUUACUGUUUCACCUCCAAACCUGAAAAAGGAUCUAGCACAGCAUAGACAACUUGCUAAAGUUGUUGUUGGAACUUCAGGCCAAUUAGCAAAAAUAACAAACAGACUAAAUCAACCAGAGAAUGACUACCUUCUAGACCCAAGUUUUGAUGUAUUAUAUCCUUCAGACAGCCUACCCCUAGAAUUCCUAGGGACCCCAGCGUCACCAACCUCUUGGCAUCGUCAGCCUCCAGAUCCCCCUGAGGAGGUUGGAUUUGAGCCUACUCUACCUUCUGAUAUGGAAGGUCCUGAGCUUCCUGAGGAGGAGGAACCUUCAGUCCAACAAGAGGCUCCUCAGGCAAUGAAACCUUUCAUAGCCCAUCAGGAAGUUCCAAAUCUGCCUCCAGAGUCCGCUACGGAGAUGGAACGAUUUCCACUCCAGCAGGAAGGCCCAGUUGAGACUUUGCAGACCACUGAAGAGGAUAAACCUCCAGUCCCAGAGGAGGUCCCAUCUAAGCCUUCAGAACCCCCUCAUAAGUUAGAACCUUCUCCAGUGCAACAGGAAACCCCAUUUCAGACUCCAGAAGUACUUGAGGAGAUUACAACUCCAAGUUCAGUGCAUCAUGAGAUGACUCUUCAACCUCCAGGGCAGAAUCAAAUUCAUCAUUCAACCGUGCCCACUGUCACAAUUAAACCAGUGGAUGUGGAGCUUGCCCUAACUCAAGAGCCUACUGAGGAAGUACAAUCAUGUCCAACUCAGCAGGAAGGCCUAGCAUAG